This is a messenger RNA of Heterocephalus glaber (naked mole-rat), 2041 nucleotides long. It is a transcript of the gene Rgs19, whose product is annotated as regulator of G protein signaling 19. NCBI's taxonomy places the organism in Eukaryota, Metazoa, Chordata, Mammalia, Rodentia, Bathyergidae. The record is from RefSeq and is a predicted model, not a curated record.
GAGUUACCUAAGGGAGGGGUGGGAGCGUGAGAAGCUGGAGGAAGGGAUGCUGCAGACGAAACAGACCCUCUCGGCUAGGAAGGGACCCGCUGGGGAUGCAGUGGGGAAGGUAUGGCUAGGACAGCAAUGUGAACACAGCUCCUCUGUCAGUGCCCCUCCCAAAGGUUAUGACAUUUUUCUCUGGGAUUGUCACAUUUUUAAAUUCUUUUUUUGGACUGGGCAGACUCCAGGACGUUCUUUUUCCUUCUGUGGAGCAGAACAGCAACCACUCUCCAGGGAGCCUCUGUCCCCAGAGAUCAGAUUUACUGCCUGUCCGGCCUCUCUCAGCCUGAGGACCAUGUGGGGCUGGGGAGUGAGAGGAGCCCCCCAAUAAGGGGUGGGAGGACCCUCAUUCAGACCCUGUGCUCCCCCCCCAGAGGAGGACAUAGGUGGCCCCACUGCCCUGAGCAGGUGCAGUGAGUCAGGUCCAGGGCCUGCAGCUGGAAGGAAGGGGCUGCUUCCCACCUCUUUACCAAACGGCCCCGCGCACCUCACAGAACCCCACAUCAUCUGUCUCCGGUGCAGAACUGGUUGGAGAUGGAGGCUUUCAAGGGCAGUACGGGUGGGGGUGUGGAGCAGGAAGUACAGGCCCUGGGUACUCCACCAGACCUCAGGCUGCCACACCCCUUCCUUUCCCUAGAAAUUUGACCCCCAGAAGGAAGCCCAGCCGGCGCGCUACUUCGGCGUCCCCAGCUGCUUGCCCGGAACCCAGGAUCUUAGAGGAAGCUGGGCAGGUGGUGAGGGACUGAGGCCCCCAGUAGACCCCUGGAGCUGGCACCGCGGAGCCUGGGCAGCCCCUUCCACCCACCCAUGCCCACCCCGAAUGAGGCUGAGAAGCAGCACACAGGGCCAGAAGAGGCGGACAGGCCCCCCUCAAUGUCCAGCCAUGCCACAGCCCCCCGGGGGGCCCCCAGCCGCAACCCCUGCUGCUUGUGCUGGUGCUGCUGUUGCAGCUGCUCCUGGAACCAAGAGCGGCAGCGAGCGUGGCAGGCCUCCCGUGAAAGCAAGCUGCAGCCCCUCUCCAGCUGUGAAGCUUGUGCCCCACCGAGCCCUGAGGAGGUGCAGAGCUGGGCGCAGUCCUUUGACAAGCUGAUGCACAGCCCUGCGGGCCGCAGCGUGUUCCGGGCAUUCCUGCGCACGGAGUACAGCGAGGAGAACAUGCUCUUCUGGCUGGCCUGCGAGGAGCUGAAGGCAGAAGCCAACCGGCACGUGGUGGAUGAGAAGGCACGCCUCAUCUACGAGGACUAUGUGUCCAUCCUCUCCCCCAAAGAGGUGAGCCUGGACUCCCGAGUACGGGAGGGCAUCAACAGGAAGAUGCAGGAGCCGUCCGCACACACGUUUGAUGAUGCACAGCUGCAAAUCUACACUCUCAUGCACCGGGACUCCUACCCUCGCUUCCUUAGCUCCCCCACCUACCGUGCCCUGCUGCUCCCAGAGCCCCCACAGUCCUCCUCUGAGGCCUAGCCCACUGCCAUGGUGCAGAUACUCCACGUGAUCACGGACAGAGUCUGGGCUCACAGCCGUGCCUCCACCUGGCUGGAUGGGGUUCCCAAACCCUGGAAGCCAACCCAGUCCCAGUGGGAAGUGCUGCACCCCCCCCCCAGCCCCCCGGCUCCAUCUUCCCUGGUCCAGCAGGAGCUCCAGCUGCAGGGCAGGGCAGGCUGGAAGCCCCUUGGCAGACUGAAGCUGUAAGCCUAGCAUCCCCGGCAGCCCCAAGAUGUACCUUGGGCCCCCAGCCUUGACGAGGCCUUCUCCAGGCAGCCACGCCCAGGACGUGCCUUGGGGAGAACAGAGCCUGUACCAUCUGCUUUGUAGCAGGACACACUUCUACUUGAGCUGUCUGCAUCCCAGAACCAGACCUAGAACCUCAGAACAAGAUGUGGAACCUCAGAACCAGGCUUAGGUGACAGGACCUGAUUAUAUUUUAUAUGUUCAUGAACUUUAAACCUGGAAACAUAUCCUUGCUGUAUGUUUUAUCAAAAAAAAAGAGAAAGAAAAAAUA